Eublepharis macularius is the source of this 4543-nucleotide messenger RNA. RefSeq names its product potassium voltage-gated channel subfamily H member 6 (gene KCNH6). Gene Ontology annotation, cellular component: membrane. The transcript is spliced from 14 exons. Bases 1 to 3189 code for a protein of 1062 amino acids. The record is from RefSeq and is a predicted model, not a curated record. Gene Ontology annotation, molecular function: inward rectifier potassium channel activity. Gene Ontology annotation, biological process: regulation of heart rate by cardiac conduction; potassium ion transmembrane transport; membrane repolarization during action potential. NCBI's taxonomy places the organism in Eukaryota, Metazoa, Chordata, Lepidosauria, Squamata, Eublepharidae.
AUGCCUGUCAGGAGAGGCCACGUGGCCCCCCAGAACACUUACCUGGAUACAAUCAUCAGAAAAUUUGAAGGACAAAACCGCAAGUUCCUCAUUGCCAAUGCACAGAUGGAGAACUGUGCCAUCAUUUACUGCAACGAUGGUUUCUGUGAGAUGUUCGGAUAUUCCCGGGUGGAGGUAAUGCAACGCCCCUGCACCUGUGAUUUCCUCACUGGGCCUGAUACGACACAUCACUCCAUCGCACAGCUGGGGCAAGCAUUGCUGGGAUCAGAGGAGUGUAAACUGGAGAUACUCUACUACAGGAAAGACACAUCAUGUAUCCGGUGCCUGGUGGAUGUAGUCCCAGUAAAAAAUGAGGAUGGAGCUGUAAUCAUGUUCAUCUUGAACUUUGAAGAUCUGGCAGCUCUCAUUGCCAGAAGUGCCCGACAGAGCCUACACCACCGUCUGUCUCAAGGAUGGCGAACAGAAGCCUCCCAGAUCAAGCCCAGCCAGAAUUCCACAUCAGACUCGGACCUCAUGAAGUACAGAACCAUCAGCCAGAUUCCACAGUUCACCCUCAACUUUGUGGAGUUCAACCUAGAAAAACAUCGCUCCGGCUCUACCACAGAGAUUGAAAUCAUCGCACCGCACAAGGUGACAGAGCGCACCCAGAACGUCACAGAAAAGGUCACUCAGGUCCUGUCACUAGGUGCUGAUGUCCUCCCUGAAUACAAGCUGCAGGCUCCGCGCAUCCACCGAUGGACCAUCUUACACUACAGCCCUUUCAAGGCAGUCUGGGACUGGCUGAUCUUACUGUUGGUCAUCUACACAGCCGUAUUCACACCGUACUCAGCUGCAUUCCUGCUCAAUGAAGAGCAGGAGGAAAAGCACUUGGACUGCAGUUACUCAUGUGAUCCACUCAACAUCAUUGACCUCAUUGUUGACAUCAUGUUCAUUGUUGACAUCGUCAUCAAUUUCCGAACUACCUACGUCAAUGUCAAUGAUGAGGUAGUAAGCCACCCGGCCAAGAUCGCCAUCCACUACUUCAAGGGCUGGUUUCUCAUUGACAUGGUGGCUGCAAUCCCAUUUGACUUGCUCAUCUUCCGGUCAGGAUCGGAUGAGACAACAACUUUGAUAGGGCUACUGAAGACGGCUCGGCUGUUGCGCUUGGUUAGGGUUGCCCGUAAGUUGGACCGCUAUUCUGAGUAUGGGGCUGCAGUGCUCUUCUUGCUCAUGUGCACUUUUGCCCUCAUUGCCCAUUGGCUGGCCUGCAUCUGGUAUGCCAUUGGCAAUGUGGAACGACCAUACAUGGAACACAAGAUCGGAUGGCUGGACAACCUGGGUGACCAGAUUGGCAAGCGCUACAAUGACAGUGACAUCUCCUCUGGUCCCUCCAUCAAGGACAAGUAUGUGACAGCUCUCUACUUCACCUUCAGUAGCCUCACCAGUGUGGGCUUCGGCAACGUUUCACCCAAUACCAACUCUGAGAAGAUCUUCUCCAUCUGCGUCAUGCUGAUUGGCUCUCUGAUGUAUGCCAGCAUCUUUGGCAAUGUGUCUGCCAUCAUUCAGCGACUGUAUUCAGGCACAGCCCGCUACCACACGCAGAUGCUCAGGGUGAAAGAAUUCAUCCGCUUCCACCAGAUUCCCAACCCACUCCGCCAGCGCCUUGAAGAGUAUUUCCAACAUGCCUGGUCCUAUACAAAUGGAAUUGACAUGAAUGCGGUGCUGAAAGGCUUCCCAGACUGCCUGCAAGCUGAUAUCUGCCUCCAUCUCAACCGCACUCUCCUCCAAAAUUGCAAGGCCUUCCGAGGAGCCACCAAGGGCUGUCUGCGAGCCUUGGCCAUGAAGUUCAGAACCACUCAUGCACCUCCAGGCGACACCCUUGUGCAUUAUGGAGAUGUCCUCACCACUCUCUACUUCAUCUCACGGGGCUCCAUUGAGAUCCUUAGGGAGGACAUUGUUGUGGCCAUCCUAGGGAAAAACGACAUUUUUGGGGAGCCCAUCAGUCUCUAUGCCAGGCCUGGGAAGUCCAAUGCAGAUGUGCGAGCGCUCACCUAUUGCGAUCUGCAUAAGAUCCAGAGGGAGGAUCUCCUGGAAGUCUUGGAUAUGUACCCAGCCUUCUCCGACAAUUUCUGGAGCAAUCUGGAGAUAACUUUCAACCUGAGAGAUGCAGACAGCAUUCCUCGUUCACCACUCAGUGAGGAGUACACCUGCAACUAUCGCCGGGCACGCCGUCGCAAGCAUUCCCUCUGCAAGGCAAACAAAAUUGAUCCUGAUGGCUUGGAUGCAGGCAUCUCAGACCUGGAGCAGUACCACGCAUAUUCUGAGCUCACACAACUACAGGAUCCCCGUAGCAAGAAUCACUGGGAUGACAUGUGCAGCACUACCACACCCUGCUCCCAGACCAGUGAAGAGGAAACUAAAAUGCUCUGCUCUCCAAAGGGUGAAUCCUUCGGCAUCAGUGAAAAAGCCAACUAUGCAUCAGCCGUGGUAAACCUGGUGCCUGGUGGCACAGAGGAUGGCCAACUGGUGACUGAUGACAGCCAGUCUUAUGCAGCUACACCACUGGAUGUUUCCAACUUAUUCACGUUCUGGGAAGACAAGAGGCCUCGCUCCUUCCCAGAACCUCUGCAGCACAUGUCUUUGGUCCACAACCCACUGGAUGUAUCCUUAAAUCCUGAUGAUAGGCCGCGACAGAUCGAAUCCAAACUGGAGUGCUUGCAGGCACAGCUCAGCAGGGUGGAGUCCAGGAUGGCUUCUGACAUCAAUCUCAUCCUGCAGCUGCUGCAGCGACAGCUGUCCCAAGUGCCCCCCGCAUACAGCCCCAUCUCACCCUCCUCCCAAAACCUGUCUCUGUACAGCAUCAGCCUCAGAAGCAUGGAGCCUAUCCCACCCCUGGAGGAAGAGGAGCUGACUCCCACCAAGCAGACUCCAAGCUACACGGAUACUGAAAAAGCGCAGCUGAAAUCCAGGGACUCCUUAUCGAGUGGUGUACACCUGACUGUGGCUUCAGAUGAAACUAUGACAAUCAGCUCUGAGCAAGAGCAUUACUCACAGGCCCUGCCAAACCUAGACCCCUAUCAGAGGGCAGCAGGCAGCCGGGGACUAUUCCAAGGAUCUCGUUUCCCUUCACUCCCUGAGCAUCUCGAGGCACCGUCUGAGCACUCGGACAUGCAGAGAUACCUCUCUGACCCAUGGCUUCCAGGAAGUUAGGAAUCUAGUAGAGUUUAAAGCCAUGUUGAGAAGAACCGGACCUGAGAACUUGAUUAGCUGGUUUUAAUGGUGGGACUUGAAAGACAAUACUAAUGGCUCAGGGGUAAUACUUGCACCCAUCUCCUUCUUCCUCUGAACAGAGGACAGUUUAAAAGUGAGUUGGCUUCCAAGAUCAUUGAUCUUAGAAAUGGUACUCCAUAGAGUAGGCUUCAGGUCACAUUCUUACCCCAACUGCCCCAGCCUCCAAAAAUGACACAGAUACUGAUUAACAUCUUGCAUAUAUGUGCUCAUGUGCAUGCAUGCACACACCCCCAGAUCUUGCAUUUUCUAACUGCAAACUGUCUAGACACAGGGGUCUGCAUCUAUUUCUACAGCUGCUGAAUUCUCAAAUCCUCUCUAUAUCAUUCCUCAAGUUAGAUGCAGUAAUAAGUACCAGCUCACAUCUCUAAAGUAACAAAUUGGACCCUCUGUGACAGUUGUGGGAAGGGGGCUUUUCCCAUGGCAUUUUAGUACACAUUUUGCUAAUGAAGAGGAUUUGGGCACCUAUUGUGGCCUGUAAGCUCCUCCCUCUGCGCUGUGAGGGUGAAGUGUAUACAAUGAGAAGAGUCAAUCUUCCAUGAGAGAAGGGGUCCAAGGCAUUAAAACUAACUUUGACUUUUUCUUGUGUGAUUACAUAUGCCUUCUUGUGUCUAAAAAUUUCCUUUGUAUCUGAGGUCAUGCAAACGGGCUGCGAGGCAUACCUCACAACUUUUCCUCCCCAGGGAAUCUUCAUGCUGACCCCCCACCCCCCGACCCGCUUCCUCCAUUGAUCUAAAACACACCCGACUGAUAGCACAUUUAUCUCCAAGCUAGAUUUUUUGGUUACUUUUACACCAUUCGUUUGUUCAUGUGUUCAUUCGUUCACUCAUUCCUGUGGCUUAAGCAACAGGGUUCUCAUGGAGAUGUUUACACCCUUGUGGUGGUUUGGCAACUUUGUACCCCGCACCCCCUAAAAAAAAAAAGUAGAAGCAAAGGUGGAAGCUUGUGCACUAUUAAACAUAGACCUUCUUUUGUGGGAGGAAAAUGUGAGUUUUGUUGUUGUUGUUCAGAUAGAUUUUAAAAAUUGCCCCACAAAUACUUCCUGCUGCCCAGUAUUAUUCUCCAUGUUGUAGAAUGGAUGGGGAGGUAAAGCUGAGAGACAUGGUGCCCCUAUGAUGGGCUUUAUUGGGCUGAUGAAGAGUCCCCCCUGCCCAACAGCCUGCCAUUAACAUGACCACACUGUAAACUACAAGGAGUUGAGAGAUAGUGGCUUAUGACAACCCUGUAAUGUAGUCUGCUGUUGAUAUCCCCAUAUUGAAGUUGGGGGUGGUGGGUA